Messenger RNA from Prorocentrum cordatum, 4221 nucleotides. The record is from the annotation of a GenBank genome assembly. NCBI's taxonomy places the organism in Eukaryota, Dinophyceae, Prorocentrales, Prorocentraceae.
AUGGCCCUUGGGGGCCUCAACGCAGAGCAGCAGCUGAAGAUGUACUGCACCAACCCACGGGCGGACGAUGACUCUAGCUCUGAUUCCGACUCCGACAACGAUGGCAAAGAGACCAAGCCCCCCAUCAAGUCGAUCAUCGUGAUCCUGCUGGUCGAGAUGUGCGAGCGCGUGACUUACUACACCAUCGCCGGCACUCAAAAGACCUACCUACAGAAUCAGAUGAAGAGGCCCGCCUCGCAGGCGGCUGCCACCAACUCCGUGUUCAGCAUGCUGUGCUACCUCUGGUGCCUGCCGGGGGGCCUGCUCGCCGACAGCAUUGGGCGAUACAGGACGAUCAUCGCGGCGGGCCUCGUCUACUGCUCCGGCACCGCGAUGGUGGGCAUCGCCGCCAUCAGGGAGCUGCAGCAGCCCCUGUCCACAGUCUUCAUGGUCGGCUCGCUCGUCCUCAUACCCCUGGGAACUGGCGGGAUCAAGCCGAACAUUGCCAACUUCGGCGCCGAUCAGAUCGGAGACGAAUCGCCAGAGCAGAGAGAGUGUCAGAAGAGCUACUUCUCUUGGUUCUAUCUGAUGAUCAACGUCGGAGUCUUCAUUGCGUUCGGCUACCUCGCAAACACCACGACGCAGGGCGCCCCCUACAUCGGCGUGGACUGGAGCGAGGGGUACUUCUUCGCAUAUGGUAUCGGGGCACUGUUCAUGCUGCUCGCGAUCGGCCUUUUCGUCUCCUUCAGCGCGGGGUACCUGAAGGUUCCUGGAGGCGGCCUGGGCCCCUUCAAGACCCUGGUGUCCCAUAUCUGCUACUCCACCACGCACGGUGGAGGCUGGCGCGCUUGGUUCACAGUGAUCGGUUUCUUGCUUCUGCCUGUCUUCUUCCUGGUUACCAUGACCGCAGCGCUGAUGCCUGCACCAUCCAGAGGCGGCGGUGGCGCUCCACCAGAUCCGUGCGUACUCGACAAUGUGGCAGUCACUACGACUGCUGCCGCCAGUGAAGUCGGUGGGAGCACAACAGACACGAUGAACAACCUUGCGCUCUUCACGGGCACGGUGUCAGUGAUCACCCUUGUUCUUGGCAACCUCAACACGAAUUACAUCAAGGACAUGCCAGGCACGAAGAGUGUGAAUCGCAACGAUGAUGAUGAUGAGUUCGGUGCCGAAGAGGUUAGGGAAGCUCUGGCUAUCGUGCCGCUGCUCAUAGUCGUAAACAUCGGCUUCAACCUGUCGUACAAUGCGAUGAACAAUGCGUUUCCCGCUUCGGCGUGCCAGAUGAACACGCUGCUGGGUGGCAAGCAGCUGAACGGGGCCUUUUUCAACAUCGCAGAUGCGAUCGCGAUCAUUGUCUUCACUCCACUGUUCGAGUCAUGCCUGUACCCUGCCAUUGCUCGGGUGCCCUUGGUCUUCCUGCAGGCCGCCGACGAGUGCCGGGCCAUCCCCGCCGAGGGCAAGGCGGUGACUGAGGCCGCAAGCCACUUCGAGGAGAGAUCCGAGAGGCAGUUCGACUAUUGGCUGCGGAAGCAACGCGCGCAGUGGGCAGUCAGCGACUCGGAGUCUGCCGUCUUGCGCCUGCGGACUACGAUGGGUUCGCUGCUGGUUCUGCGGCGCAACCAGUGCAGGGCCCCACGGGGCCAUCAGCAAUUACAAAUCAUCGUCGACAAGCUGGUGAUCGACACGGAUGCCAGCCCAACCUUUGCAGCAUCGACCCAGGUGCCCGACCAGCUCAACCUCGGCAGCAUCGACGCGGCAACUAGCCCAGCCGCCGACGACGAGGUGACAGAGGUCCAGGUGCCUCCCAGAAUGAUUCCUGUCGUCGACCUGCUCGACGACGAUGGGUGCUACGCGAAGACGGCCACCAACGAGCAGGAUUCCGAGAGCGACGAGUUCGACUUCGACGAGUUCGAGGGGAACUUGUGCAGCAAGAAGAAGAAUAACAGUUCUACUCCGACUGCAGCGUCUACGAAUUCGGGCCCUCUAUCGACAGCAACCAUGAAGGCGUCGGCGUUCAGUCUACCACCUCCGAUGGGCCCUCGCCCGUCCGACUACCAGGGGGUGAAGAACAGCGAGAAGAAGCCGGCGCCAGCUACGCGCGCGACGUUCCGGAGGCGCCCCGUCGGCAAGCAGAGGCCAGCUGAGGACAUGACGACCAUCAACCUCGACCCGUACCUCGACAUCAAAUCCACGGGAUGCACCUACUCGGCCAUCGGGAAGCGGGCCCAUUACGCGGCGCGCGCCGCGAAGCUCAAACUCUUGAAAGACAGGGGCGCGAAGAAAGCAGAGGCCGGGAAGCCCGCCGCCGCUUCCUGUUCAAUCGCGCUGGCCGAGUGGGGCACGCGCGCCAUUUUCACUCCCUUCUCGGGCACUGGCACUUGGCUCGUGCCCGACGCCGCCGAUGGCAGCAGCGCCGCCUUCGCGCGCCCGGUGGCGGCCCGCUCGCCGACGGUUGUGGGCGCGGAGGAAUGCCCUUGCUCGCCGCUCCCCGACCGCCAGCCCGACUCGCCCCCGCUCGAGCUCGCGCCAGACGAAGAUGCCAUCGAGGCCAACCUCAAGCAGUCAAUCGAGAAGAUGGAGGGUCUUCUCCAGACUGCGCAGAGCCGGCUCGUCAUCAUGAACCAGAACGAGCACCCCCCCCACAAGGGGGCCGGGUUCCGCGCGAACGACUUCGUGGUUAACGCAACGCGGCCCACGAUUUCUCUGCUCCGCAGUGCGAGGGCCAUGAAGUUUGACGUCGAAUGCCAGAUCGAUGCCAACAAGGUCUACAGCUUUGAGUCAUGGCUGGCCGAGGGCGUCGCCGUUGAUCCGCAGCGUUCGAUGCCGUUCGCCGCUGGGCGACGUGCCGCGGCAGGUCGAGCAGAACCUUCGAGGAAUCAGUCUAUGAAGCACUUCGCGUCGUUCAACCCUGAUGUCGAGGCGUCCGCCGCCGAGGGGGCCGCGAAGGCCAAGUUCUCGGAGUCGUUCCUCGCGCGCCAAACGCGGCCUGGUAGCCUGACGGUCCGCGCGGAACAUGAGCGCGUCGAGUUGCCGGCGCCAGUUGAUCGGCAGCGGAUGUCGGGCGCAGAGAUCCAGGAGUUCUUCAUGAAAGUGAAGCAGGGGCCUGAGACCGAGUGCGCGACCGUGGCGAAACAGGUCGAGGCGCUCAUGCCGAACGUGAAAUAUACGUCGUUGAAGUAUCAGGACAUGACCGUGGAAGCCAAGGUCAUCAAGACUCAGGACCUGGACAAGCACAUCGCGAAACUCAGCGAGGCCGUCAAGAUCUUGGACGCGCCGUGCACCGAGAGCGCCUCUGACGACGAGCUUCCUGAGCUCGCGGGGGUGCUCGAGACGAUCGACGAGGGCGACGCGGGCAUCGAGGGGCGGGCGAUGAUAUUCGGGUUCUUCCUGGAGUCACUGCCCCACCGCGGGGCUCGGCCGAUCGCCGGCCUCGGGAUCGCGGCGCUCUCCAACAUGGCCGCCGCCUGGCUGGAGAUCAGGCGCCGGCACACGGAGUACCUGUGCCCCGCCACGUUCGCAGUGGAUGUCUUCUCCAAAUGUGCACCAGGGUACGGCGACGACGGCGAGUCGGGAACCCGCAUGAAGGACAUCAGCGCUUUCUGGAUCUUUGUGCCCUUCACCCUGAUCGGCAUUGCCGAAAUCCUCGUCAACCCUUGCCUGUACUGCCUGGCGUAUGAGGCCGCUCCUACGCAGGUGCGAUCGUUAGUUCAAGCAUUUCAACUGUUCUGCUCGGGUUGUCUCUCCAACGCUUUUACGGCUGCGGUGAUGAGCGCCACCUACCCAGACGAUUUGGACACAGGUCAUCUGGAAAGUUAUUAUUACAUCAACGUCAUACUUGCUCUGCUCUCAGUAGUGCUUUAUUUCUGGCUCACGCGAUGUUUCCGCCACGGCGAGGAGAUCAAGCCGCAGGCUUCGCUAGAGCUGGAAGUGGCUGAGAGGCCCUCAGAUAUCAUGGACAGGGUGAGCUUGGGCUACAGGAUACGACCGGCCAAGUACGAUUGGAGCGCGCCGCCACAGGCGAGCUGCAAGGAGCAGAGCCGCUUCGACGUCAUCAUGUGCAGCUCGUGGAUGUGCACGGAAUGCGACCUGCAGUGGUGCAUGGAGAAGUGCCAGGAGGUCCAGACCAAGUUCGCCACGUGCGCGUGCGAAGGUUGGGUGGCUGGUACCACCUACAGCCAGAACAUGAAGCACGCGGGCAAGUUCGGGGACGUCGGCGAGUAUGGCGCGGGAGAGUUCAGCUGA